AUGAAGUUCACCCUGGGCCUGGGGUCGCGGGCCUGGAGAGUGUCCUGGGAGCGGGCGGCGGCGGCGGCGGGCCCGGGGGCGGGCGGCGGCACGCUCGGCGGCGGCGCACAACGCGUAUCUAGCCCGCGGCCCGGCCGCCGCGGCUCUCGGCUCGCGCGCGCCCUCCCUCUAUGCCUCUCCCGCGGCGGCGGCGCCCGAGCUCUCCCGGACUGCGCCGGGCCCAGCCCCGGCCGCCCCGGCGCCAGACAGCUGGCUGGCCCGCGCGCCAUGGAGCAGACGUACGGCGAGGUGAACCAGCUGGGCGGUGUGUUCGUCAACGGCCGCCCCCUGCCCAAUGCCAUCCGCUUGCGCAUCGUGGAGCUGGCGCAGCUGGGCAUCCGACCCUGUGACAUCAGCCGGCAGCUUCGCGUAUCCCACGGCUGCGUGAGCAAGAUCCUGGCGCGCUACAACGAGACCGGCUCCAUCCUGCCCGGGGCCAUUGGGGGCAGCAAACCCCGCGUCACCACCCCUAACGUGGUCAAGCACAUCCGGGACUACAAGCAGGGCGACCCUGGCAUCUUUGCCUGGGAGAUCCGCGACCGGCUGCUGGCCGACGGCGUCUGCGACAAGUACAACGUGCCCUCUGUGAGCUCCAUAAGCCGCAUCCUGCGCAAUAAGAUUGGCAGCCUGGCGCAGCCCGGGCCCUACGAGUCAAGCAAGCAGCCGCCGCCGCAGCCGGCGCUGCCCUACAACCACAUUUAUCAGUACCCCUACCCCAGCCCCGUGUCGCCCACGGGUGCCAAGAUGGGCAGCCACCACGGGGUCCCGGGCACAGCAGGCCACGUCAGCAUCCCUCGUUCAUGGCCCUCAGCGCACUCGGUCAGCAACAUCCUGGGCAUCCGGACGUUUAUGGAGCAAACAGGGGCUCUGGCGGGCAGCGAAGGCACCGCCUACUCCCCCAAGAUGGAAGACUGGGCCAGCGUGAACCGCGCGGCCUUCCCUGCCACCUCCGCAGUGAACGGGUUGGAGAAACCUGCCUUGGAGGCCGACAUUAAAUACACUCAGUCUGCCUCCGGCCUCUCCGCAGUGGGCGGCUUCCUCCCGGCCUGCGCCUACCCGGCCCCCAACCAGCACAUGUACAGCGCGCCGGCCGGCGGCUACCUCGCCCCAGGCGCGCCCUGGCCGCCGGCGCAGGCCUCCACGCUGGCGACCCCAGGGGCCGGCGUCACCGUGCACGGCGGGGAGCUCGCCACUGCGAUGACCUUCAAGCAUCCCAACAGAGAAGUGGUCGACCGGAAGCCGCCCAGCCCCGGUGGCAAGGCCCCGGACGGCCUCAGUAGCUUACAUGGACUGCCCAUCCCGGCCUCGACCUCCUAG
Messenger RNA from Diceros bicornis minor, 1356 nucleotides. RefSeq names its product paired box 1 (gene PAX1). Bases 1 to 1356 code for a protein of 451 amino acids. Gene Ontology annotation, molecular function: RNA polymerase II cis-regulatory region sequence-specific DNA binding; DNA-binding transcription factor activity, RNA polymerase II-specific. The record is from RefSeq and is a predicted model, not a curated record. The transcript is spliced from 5 exons. NCBI's taxonomy places the organism in Eukaryota, Metazoa, Chordata, Mammalia, Perissodactyla, Rhinocerotidae. Gene Ontology annotation, biological process: regulation of transcription by RNA polymerase II; anatomical structure development.